This is a messenger RNA of Monodelphis domestica (gray short-tailed opossum), 8075 nucleotides long. It is a transcript of the gene POGZ, whose product is annotated as pogo transposable element derived with ZNF domain. Gene Ontology annotation, molecular function: RNA polymerase II cis-regulatory region sequence-specific DNA binding; DNA-binding transcription factor activity, RNA polymerase II-specific. Lineage: Eukaryota; Metazoa; Chordata; Mammalia; Didelphimorphia; Didelphidae. Gene Ontology annotation, biological process: regulation of DNA-templated transcription. The record is from RefSeq and is a predicted model, not a curated record.
AGAUACUCUUUUUUGUGUUUGUUGUCCUUCAGUUUUCACAUGCAGAUGCUUUCAGUGUAAAAAGUAAUUCUUUAAUCCUUUUUUUAUUUUAAUGGGGGACCUGGAAGUCCUCUCACCAUAGAGAUGUGUAGGGAUUAACCAGCCCACAGUGAUAGGAAGUAGAAACCAUAGAGAUGGGAAGUAGAAACCAUAGAGACAGGAAGUGAGGUAGGAAAAGGUUAUAAAAGGAGUCAGUUGCUGACAGUUAGGGCUGGCAGUUGUGGGGAAGUUGGCUGCUGGGCGUGAGUUGGUCAUUGGGGGUUGGUUGCGGGUGAUGUUGGUUGGUGAUUAGUUGGUGGUUGAGAGAGAUAUAUCAAUAUAUUUACAUAUAGAUUCUGCCUGGUGAGCUGAGUUGAAGGGUGAUGAGCUGGACUUUCUCUAUCAGCAGUUAUAGGCAGUUAUAGGUAGAUAUAGGCAGUUUUAAGUAGUAAUUAUAGGUAGUUAUAGGAUAACUAGUAUAAACAUUAGGAAAUUUUCUUUCUCUACCUCUUUCCUAUAUUUCUCUCCUUUACCAUAUUCUUUUACUAUCUCUAUUUUAAUUAAACUAAAUUGUUAAAGGCUGCUAGAAAUUUUCUUUUCUCUGGCUUAAAAGGAUAACAUUAAUUUACAACUCUACUAUAUUCUCAUUAAAACUUAAAUUCUUAAAAGCUGCUCUCUUAUUUUGUCAAAACUCCUAAUUUAACCCUUACAUCAAGAUUAUAGUAUAUGUAAAGUACCAUUUAAUCAAAUCUCCUUGAUAUGCCUUUAGUUUUUUGUUUUUUUUUUUAAUGAUAUUUCUGUCUCCUGGUUUUCAUCCUACCUUGCUAAGCAUUUAAUGGUUUUCUUUGAUGGAUCUUCAUGUCAUACCCUUCUUGGGGGUGAGUAUUGUUUUGAAAAGAAUUUUAUUUAGUUUGACAGGGUAAACUAAAUAAAAUCCUUAUCACAACAGUCUCCCCCCAAGACUGUCCUGGACCUUUUUCCUUUUUUGCUUGGUGAUCUUAUCGAAGUGCAAUGAGGUGGCUCAGUAGGUCAUGUGUUGGAGUCAGGAAACCUAAGUUCAAAUUCAGCCCCAAAUACUUGCUAGCUUUGUGACUCUAGGUAAGUCAUUUAACCUGUAUUUGCCUCAGUUUCCUAAUUUGUAAAAUUGGGUUAAUAGUACCUAUCUCCUAUGGAUGUGGUCAGGACAAAAUGAGAUAUUUGUCAAUUGCUUUGCAAACCUUAAAGCUUGUAGUAUUUAAAUUAAUGUCCAAUACUCCAAGUAUUACAUUUAUAAAGUUUAUUAAUAAUCACUUGAAGUAAAGGAAUAAAAAGGUAAUUAUGUAACAAAAUAUAAGGCCACUUGAGUAGAUUCUCCUGUCACUCACCUCACACCACCUCCACCAAAUGGGAUCACAGAAAGAGAGUGAGAGGCAGGGCUACACAAAAUUUAUAUCCUGCCUAUGUCAACAUGUAAUGUGAGGAGAGUGGGGUGCUGGGAAUUGUCAUUCUUGGGUUUAGAUUCCAAUUUACACAAGUUCUAUAUAAAUGCUGGGUAUUAUUAUCAUUUCCCCUGGAUUCAGAUAUCUGUGCAGAUGAUUGUUUAUCCAGCUACUGACCUCUAGUUUUGCACCUCCAGCUGCUUAAGACACUCUGAUCUUAAACUCAACAUGUCCAAGACAGAGCUCAUCACUCCCCUCCCUCCCCUCCCCAACCUACCUUUGUUCCCAGUUUUUCUAUAACUUUCAAGACUGUCUUUCCAGUCACCCAGGCUUAUUACCUAUGUGUCAUCCUUAUUUCCUCUAUCUUUUUCACCUAUCCAAUCUUUAAACAAAUUCUGCCAUUUCUAUCUUCAUAUUUCUCAUAUAUGCCCUCUUUGAUCCUCAGACACUGCUUCCUCCUUUGUCUAGGCUGCCAUCCCUCACACCUAGGCUAUUACAAUAACCUACUGCUUUGUCUCCUGCAUUUCAUCCUCUGACCAGCUAUCAAUGUGAUCUUAAAGUUUAGGUUUGACCAUGAUGUUACCCUCUUAUUUCAUAAACUCCAUUAAUUCCCUAUUAUCACCAUUGUGAAUGGGGCGUUCUGGGAGGACUAGCCCUUUGUGUGAAGGGUGUCCAUUCUGUCACCUGUGGCUCCAAGAAGCAUAGCAUUCCCAGAAGCUACACACUCUGGUCAAACUGUCUCUGCAGAGAGGCCAAACUAGGGUGGAGGUAACUGACAGGCCUCAAAUUCUGUUUUAACGUCUUCCCCAAGCAUAUAAAGCCUUCCCCUAGAGGAACAGGCAGAGGAGAACAAUUUGUUUCAGCGGCCAGGAAGGUGACUGAAGCAGGCUCCAUUGAGCACUUGGAGCCUGGUCAGAAAUUGAAGACAACCAAGGCCAUCCCCUGCAUCUGAGGCCAUUGUCCAUCAUCCCAACUUUCUGUCUUGCCACCAACCUCUGUUGACUCUGAAAGCGAGAGUGAGACCAACAGCUUUGUUCAACUCUGCCUCACUUAAAUGCACAAGUCAAGACAUCACUAUGUGAUGUCAUCAGUCCUCUGCAAACAAGGAUGAACGACAACAUUCCAGCAUGGCGGAUACCGACCUGUUUAUGGAAUGUGAGGAAGAAGAGCUGGAGCCAUGGCAGAAGAUCAGUGAUGUGAUUGAGGAUUCUGUGGUUGAAGAUUAUAAUUCAGUGGAUAAAACAGCUACAGUUUCUGUGAGCCUGCAGCCAAUCUCAGCUCCAGUGCCCAUCGUUGCCCAUGCUUCUGUUGGUGGGCACCUCUCUACAUCCACCACCGUUAGUAGCAGCGGAGCACAGAACAGCGACAGUGCCAAGAAGACGCUUGUCACACUAAUUGCCAAUAACAAUGCAGGCAAUCCUUUGGUUCAGCAAGGUGGACAACCACUCAUCCUGACACAGAAUCCAGCCUCAGGUCUGAGCACUAUGGUCACUCAACCAGUAUUGAGGCCUGUCCAGGUCAUGCAGAAUGCCAACCAUGUUACUAGUUCCCCAGUGACCUCACAACCCAUAUUCAUCACUACACAGGGAUUUCCUGUAAGGAAUGUUCGGCCUGUGCAAAAUGCAAUGAAUCAGGUUGGGAUUGUGUUGAAUGUACAGCAAGGCCAAACAGUUAGACCAAUUACACUAGUCCCAGCUCCAGGUACCCAGUUUGUUAAGCCAACAGUUGGAGUUCCUCAAGUGUUCUCUCAGAUGACACAGGUGAGGCCAGGCUCCACGAUGCCUGUGAGGCCCACCACCAACACCUUUACCACGGUCAUCCCAGCUACCCUCACCAUCCGCAGCACCGUCCCGCAGUCCCAGUCUCAGCAGACCAAGUCCACUCCCAGCACCUCAACCACUCCCACUGCCACGCAGCCGACCUCGCUGGGGCAGUUGGCUGUACAGCCACCAGGCCAGUCCAGCCAGGCCCCGAAUCCCAAGCUAGUGACUUCUCCAGUACUAACAUUUGAUCUCCAAGAUGGUGGCCGGAAAGUCUGCCCUCGCUGUAAUUCCCAGUUCCGUGUUACUGAAGCUCUAAGAGGCCACAUGUGUUACUGCUGCCCAGAAUUGGUUGAUUUCCUGAAGAAAGGAAAAUCUCUUGAUCCAGAGCCCAAUAUCCCAUCAGCAGCAAAGCCUCCAUCCCCAGAGAAGACUGCUCCCAUGCCCUCAACACCCUCUUCUACACCUGCUCCUACCCUUUCGCCACCUUCCAAGGCCCCAGAACCUAUGGAGAAUUCCGGUGAUGUCACCCAGAGCAAGCUCAUCAUGCUAGUGGAUGACUUCUACUAUGGAAGGGAUAGCGGCAGAGUGAGCCAGCUCCUCAACUUUCCUAAGGUGCCCACAUCCUUUCGAUGUCCACAUUGCACAAAAAGACUUAAAAACAAUAUCCGAUUCAUGAACCAUAUGAAGCACCACGUGGAGCUGGACCAGCAGAACGGUGAGGUGGAUGUCCACACCAUUUGCCAGCAUUGCUACCGCCAGUUUACCACUCCCUUCCAGCUCCAGUGCCACCUUGAAAAUGUUCACAGCCCCUAUGAGUCUACCACUAAGUGCAAGAUCUGUGAAUGGGCAUUUGAGAGUGAGCCCUUGUUCCUCCAGCACAUGAAGGAUACCCACAAGCCCGGGGAGAUGCCUUAUGUUUGCCAGGUGUGUCAGUACCGCUCUUCGCUAUACUCAGAGGUGGAUGGUCAUUUUCGAAUGAUCCAUGAGGACACCAGGCAUCUGCUCUGCCCCUAUUGUCUGAAGGUCUUCAAAAACGGCAAUGCGUUCCAGCAGCAUUUCAUGAGGCACCAGAAGAAGAGUGUCUAUCACUGUAAUAAAUGCCGGCUGCAGUUUCUGUUUGCCAAGGACAAAAUAGAGCACAAACUUCAGCAUCACAAAACCUUCCGCAAGCCCAAGCAACUGGAAGGCCUGAAGCCAGGCACCAAGGUGACCAUUCGGGCAUCUCGAGGACAGCCACGAACGCUGCCUAUGUCCUCAAAUGACGCGCCACCUAAUGCCUUGCAAGAGGCAGCCCCCCUGACUACCCCAGCAGACCCUGUACCCAUCUUCCUUUAUCCCCCUCUCCAGCGAAGCAUCCCGAAGAAAGCCGUCAAGAAAAUGAGUGUUAUGGGCCGGCAGACAUGCCUGGAGUGCAGCUUUGAGAUCCCAGAUUUCCCCAAUCACUUCCCUACCUAUGUUCACUGCUCACUGUGUCGCUAUAGCACCUGCUGCUCCAGAGCUUAUGCCAACCACAUGAUCAACAAUCAUGUUCCACGGAAGAGCCCCAAGUACUUGGCUUUGUUUAAGAACUCUUCUGUCAGUGGAAUCAAACUGGCCUGUACUUCUUGCGUCUUUGUUACUUCUGUGGGAGACGCCAUGGCUAAACAUCUAGUCUUCAAUCCAUCGCAUCAGUCCAGCAAUGUCCUGCCACGAGGACUGACUUGGAUUUCCCACUCCAGGCAUGGCCAGGCCCAUGACCGGGGCAUGAAGAACACCUACCCUUCUGCUUUCCCCCACAACAAAGUUGCCACUGUGAAAUCUGUGGGAGCCUCUCCUGGGUCUGGGGAAACACCCAUAUCCCAGGUCCAGCUGCUCUCAGCACCAUCUGCAGCUCUAACUGCUCCAUCAGCCCCUGGCUGCCCCCAGACUCCAGCAGCACCUCCUCUGCACACAGAGGGGUCCGAGGGCCUCAGUCUUGAUGAGCAGGAUGAAGGAGCCCUCGCUAUGUCAGAACCUGAGCCAGCAACAGCUGGGGGCCUUGGUGGAGCUGGCAAGAAGGAGCAGCUGUCCGUAAAGAAGCUGCGAGUGGUACUCUUUGCCUUAUGCUGCAAUACUGAGCAGGCGGCUGAGCAUUUCCGCAACCCCCAACGACGCAUUCGCCGUUGGCUGAGGCGCUUCCAGGCCUCUCAAGGAGAGAACCUGGAGGGCAAGUAUCUGAGCCUAGAAGCUGAGGAGAAGUUGGCCGAAUGGGUCCUGACCCAGCGGGAACAGCAGCUUCCUGUCAAUGAGGAAACACUUUUCCAGAAGGCCACCAAAAUUGGGCGUUCACUGGAGGGCGGUUUCAAGAUCUCCUAUGAGUGGGCAGUGAGGUUCAUGCUUCGGCACCACCUGACCCCUCAUGCCCGUCGGGCAGUAGCUCAUACCCUACCCAAGGAAGUGGCAGAAAAUGCUGGUCUCUUCAUUGAAUUUGUGCAGCGGCAGAUUCAUACGCAGGACCUGCCUCUUUCUAUGAUCGUGGCAGUCGAUGAGAUCUCCUUGUUUCUGGAUGCUGAGGUGCUGAGCAGUGAUGAUCGGAAGGAGAAUGCCCUGCAGACAGUGGGCACAGGGGAGCCAUGGUGUGACGUUGUCUUGUCCAUCUUGGCAGAUGGCACCGUCCUUCCCACUCUGGUCUUCUAUAGGGGUCAGAUGGAGCAACCUACCAACGUGCCAGAGUCUAUCCUGCUGGAGGCCAAAGAGAGCGGCUACAGCGACGACGAGAUCAUGGAGCUGUGGUCCUCACGGGUGUGGCAGAAACACACGGCGUGCCAGCGCAGCAAGGGGAUGCUGGUAAUGGACUGCCAUCGCACCCACCUGUCUGAGGAGGUGUUGUCCAUGCUCAGCUCCUACAGCACCCUUCCUGCUGUGGUGCCCGCAGGGUGUAGCUCCAAGAUCCAGCCUUUGGACGUGUGCAUCAAAAGGACAGUGAAGAACUUCAUCCACAAGAAAUGGAAAGAGCAGGCCCGAGAAAUGGCAGAUGGCACAUGUGAUUCAGACAUCCUUCUUCAGCUGGUGCUCUGUUGGCUGGCUGAGGUGCUGGAGGUCAUCGGGGACUGCCCAGAGUUGGUCCAGCAGUCCUUUUUGGUGGCCAGUGUCCUGCCUGGCCCCGAUGGCACUGCAAACUCGCCAACACGGAACGCUGACAUGCAGGAGGAGCUGAUUGCUUCUCUGGAGGAGCAUCUGAAGCUGAAUGGGGAGCAGACUGAGGAGGAGCCUUCGGCCUCCACCCCCCAGUCCAGACCAUCCCCUGAAGAGGUAACUGAGCCCGAGAGCCUUCACCAGCUCUUCGAGGGGGAAAGUGAGACAGAGUCUUUCUAUGGCUUUGAAGAGGCUGACCUGGAUUUGAUGGAAAUCUGAGGAGUAAAGUCCUGGGGAGGAAAGGAGUAGUAGGCAAAGGGAGUAAGGUACAAGGGGACAGGAAUUUUGGUUUUUAAAUUUUACACCACCCCCUGGUGUUGGGUCAUACUUCCCUCUGAAGUAAAGGAAACUAACAGAUCGUGUCUGAGCUGAGGAGCUGGCCAGAGGCCAUUCAACUUCUGCAGAAAACAGGUUUUCAUGACUUUUUAAAAAGAAAAAAAUUUAAAUCACUGUGUUUGGUAUUUUUCCAACGAAACUUAAGAAAAAGAAAAAAAAGUUCGUCAUGGGUGAAUGAUUUUUUUGUUUGUUUCCCCUCUUACCUCAACUGUAUCAUAGUUCUGUUUUUUGGGUUUUUUUUUUUAAUUGUGCGGCUGAUGUCUUUGGGCAUGAUACUAUCUAACCAUUGUCAACGUGAGACCAUUUCUGAAGACAAGAAAGACAAAAUUAUGUAGCUGACAAUAUGGUAUAUAUAUAUAUACACGCAUAUAUAUAUAAAUUUUUUUUUUCCCAUUGUGGUCUUAACACUUUUUAUACAUAAAAGGAAAAAAAGAUGAGAAAAAAAAAUCACCACUCAGUCUCUCCCAUAUACCGUUUUUCUCCUUCCUUCCCCAGAGAUAUUGGUUUCUGCAGUGACCCUAGAUAAAAUUGUGGCUUUAAAAAUGCGUGAAACCAUCUCUAAUUAUCCAGAAUGUUUUUUGGAUUUUUAAAAGUAAUUUUCACAAAGUAAAUAAGCUCUCUCUUUUGUUUGUGAAUACUUGACUCCCAUUCCCCAUUCUUGCCCCUCUGCUCCUUCCCUCUCUCCUGAAGACAGAUUUAUCUCAUGUCUAGAGAUGUGGGGGCCUGGAGUAAAUAAAAAGUAACUAAAGGCUAAGGCACACAGUGGGACAUGGGGAUACCAACCCCCCAAGCCCCUGUUGAUCUGGAUCCUGCCAGUUCCCUUUUGAUUAGAGGGUCCUGGAGUGGGAAGGAACAGCUGAAGCCUGCUCAGGAGAUUAUAUGCACCAUAGCCAGGAGGCUGGCAAUAAAGGCCAUUGUUAACCUUUAAGAAAAAAAUUUUUUUAAACGGGAAAAAAAUGUAGCCAAUACCCUGCGUUUUGUGUGGCUUUGUCACACUUCCCCUAGAGCUAGAGAGAAGAACCCAACCCGGAGACAAGAUAGACUGGGGUGUGCACAGACAUUGUAUCUUUUUAUUUUUCACUGCCAGCUUCAAGGAAGAAAAAAAAAGGAAAAAAACACAAUUUUUCUACAAUUUGCAUGUUUGAGGGGGUUUUUUAUUGUAUGUACUUAUGAUAUAAACUGAAAUUAAUGCAUUUUGACAUAACAGUAAAGAAAGGAAAAACCCACCAGCCCACCUCGCCCACGGCUACACCAUUCUGUUUGUCCAUCUUGAGGUUUUUAGCAACUUUCCCUCCAGGGAGCCGAGAGGCAGUGUGCACAGACCUGUAAAUGAUUUGUCUUUAAAAUGUACAUAAGUGGAACAUUUAAUAAAACCAGGGAAAAUGGA